This is a messenger RNA of Oxyura jamaicensis (ruddy duck), 1602 nucleotides long. RefSeq names its product bromodomain-containing protein 8-like. Gene Ontology annotation, cellular component: NuA4 histone acetyltransferase complex. The transcript is spliced from 8 exons. NCBI's taxonomy places the organism in Eukaryota, Metazoa, Chordata, Aves, Anseriformes, Anatidae. The record is from RefSeq and is a predicted model, not a curated record. Gene Ontology annotation, molecular function: protein binding. Bases 270 to 1313 code for a protein of 347 amino acids.
CCAGCAUGAAAUGGUUUUGAGCAUGCUGCUUGCUGCCUUCAGCACCUAACGGUGCCAUCAGACACAGCCACAUGCUCCAAACCAGUGCACUAUCCCCUGAGCAGAGUACCCACUGUGCUGUCAGGCAAGGGGAGAGCACAGGGAAAGCACUGGGAAAUGGAAACGUGGUUGUUGAAAUGGUAGUUUGUGUGCCUGCACAGCUACAGCUCUGCCCUGUGCUGUGAAUUUUGGGCUCAGGAGCAGGCUGCUCACCUUGCGGAGUCCUUGCCAUGUUUUGGCUCUCUGAGCAGAUGGGCCAUUCCUGGCUGUGGUGCGCGUCUGAGAUGGAGUCUCCCAGCGACUCAGAGAAGAACAGUGACUUCCAGUCUGUUCUCAGCUGGGAUUCAAGCUUGGAUCUGGAACUGGGAAGCUGGCGGAACACUGAAGAGGUGGCCUUGCGGAAGCUGGAGGAGAGCAGCCAGGAGACAGACUACAGGCCAAAGUUCAGUGAUCCUCUCUGGGAGGAUGAUAGCGAAGACUACCCAAAAGCAGAGAGGCAAUGUGAUGAUGAAAGUCUUCUCCAGUUCUUCUCAGAGGUAACCCAGUUGAUGGAACCUCUCCGCAUUAGCUGCACAGAUUCAGCUCAGACUCCACAGGAUUAUUCUGGCUCUGGAAAACAGGGUGAUGGAGAAGAUGUAAGAUGCCAGGAAAAGACCACAGGGGCAGUAGUCUCAAGAGCAGAGGAAAGUCAUCUGCAUGUCCUGGCAAAAGACGAGAAAGAACACCUCCUGGGAAGAGAGGCCAAGACUCAAGGGGCACCUGGAGAUGAAGCUUUAGGUGAGCCAUGUGAUCAGGAGAGUCAUUGGGCCCAGGAUCAAGACGAUAGUGAUGGUACCUCUGCAGAUCCCAUGCUGGGCGCCACAAGUCCUGCCAACAUGCAGAUGAUGCAGCUGAGUUGGGAUAACCCCAUGCAGCAUUCACACUUCAAAAGAACCGUCCUGUCCAUCUGGAAGAUGAUAGCCAGUCACAGAUACAGCGGCCCAUUCCUGAAGGCGGUGUCAGAAAAACAAGCCCCGGGAUACAGGGAUGUGGUGAAGAGGCCCAUGGAUUUAACCAGCAUAAAGCGAAGCCUGUCCAAGGGGCACAUCCAGUCCAUGGCCCAGUUCCAGUGCAGCCUGAUGCUCAUGUUCCAGAACGCGGUGAUGUACAACAGCUGCACCCACCACGUGCACCGCAUGGCCCUGGAGAUGCAGCGGGAGGUGCUGGAGCAGAUGCAGAUGCUGGGUGAAGCCCUCCUGUGCUCGGAGGACAGGCUGCGGCUGGGCCGGAGGUGACGGGGUGCUGGGGGCACUGGGAGAACUGGGAGCACUGGGAGCACUGGGGACACUGGGAGCACUGAAGGCACUGGGGGCCGUGCCCUGAAGAGCACUGGGAACGCAGGGAGAACUGGGGGGGCACGGUGGGGACUGGGGGGCACUGGGAGCACUGGGGGCCCUGCCCCAAGGAGCAGUGAGAGCACUGGAGGCACUGGGAGCUGUAGGAGUACUGGGGACACUGGGCACACUGGGAGCACUGGGGCAGCACUGGGAGCACUAGGGGGACUUGGAGGGUACUGGGAGCACU